Molecule: messenger RNA, 1374 nt
Organism: Paralichthys olivaceus (Japanese flounder)
Lineage: Eukaryota; Metazoa; Chordata; Actinopteri; Pleuronectiformes; Paralichthyidae
Gene: thpo
Product: thrombopoietin
Biological process (GO): cell population proliferation
Cellular component (GO): extracellular region
Molecular function (GO): hormone activity; cytokine activity
Source: RefSeq, a predicted model, not a curated record
GUUUUGUUAUGCUGCGCAGCAGGGAAGUUGGAGCGCAUCCUGCUCUCAGGCCAGAUAACACUCGCACUUCCCAGCACUGAAUGAGAAGGUGGGAAAUCAAAAGCGAACACGAAAAGGACACACUGCACCUACACUACAGUGGACCAACGCAUUUUUCCACCUGGCAAAUCUCUUGAUGGAACAAAUGUGGACUCAUCGGGAGAGGCUGAGCAGGGCAUGGCUUUAAGCAGACUCCUGCUGCUCUGUAUGGUAGCCUCUGAGGUGUGGGAUGCUGAUACUAAACCCAUAGACUUUGUGUGUAAUCGAACCGCCAGAAGGGUUUUGAAUAUUGUGGCAGAAAUGGAGAGAGCACUGAGUGACUGCAAUGCCAUCAUGACCCUUCCCACACCGGUUCAGCUGCCCUGCACGGAGCUUCAUGUAGCAUCUUGGGAAAACAAAUCAUACCAGGAGAGGAGAGGAGACAUCAUUGCAUCCUUGAGGCUUCUUAUUGAAGGUGUGAAGGUCAUGAGGGCCCUGAGUCAGCCAGGAUGUGGCAAUUCACUGCUGCAGAGAUUGGAGAACAACAUCAACAACUACCUGGUCAUUCUCACAAACCUUCAGCUGAGUGGGCCAGUGGUGACUCCAUCAUUGUCUUGUGUUCCUCAGAGGUCGCAGAGUCUGAGCACAGUCCUCCUGAGAUACAACCAGCUGAUCUCAGGCAAACUGGAGAAGCUCAUGAUUAAUCUGGAAGACAGAUGCACUCACAAGUGACACACUAACAACUUUGGUGGACCCAUUAUUCUUCACAAAUGAUGGGAUGGAUUAAACUUGGGAGCCCCAAGUCAAUAAAUUCCACCAGCGCAAAACAGCAGGAUUGAUCUGGACUUCCUCCUCACCCUGAUACUAUUAAAUCUUGUUAUUGACAGACUCACAUUUUAAGGGCAAAAAGCAGAAAUGUAUCUGCGAUGAUGAGCAUUGUGGACUUAUCUGAGGGAGGUAUUGUUGUAUCAUUCUAUAUAAAGCUAAGGAUGUGUUGAAUAGAAUUUUAGGCAUAUACGACCAAUACAAGCCUACAAUCUGCUGAAAGGCAAGUAGCUUUUCUUUUUACAUGUAGCUUGGAGGCAGCUUUCCCUUGUCUGCACUGUUUGCAAAUGUAUUGAAAUCCAAAUGAUUGUUCAAUGUUAAGAGAGCAAUCUUAUGGAUUAUCACAUGGCCAGAACAAAGAAAGUCUCUUGGUAUUUUUAGUUCAUGUUUUCACGAAAGAGUUGUUUUACUCCUUAUAAAAUUAGUGAUACAAUGUGGUUACAUUGCUUCAUUGCACUUCAAUUAAUAUACAUAAAGAAAAAACAUCACAUCAUACUUAUCAACAACACUUAAUACUUAAGAAUAAUGAAG